UUCUAGGAUUCUGUAUUCAUCUGAUAUAAAUCUUAAAGAAAUUGAGGAGCUGUUUAUGAGGAAAAUACAAGAAAGCAACACUACUACUCUUCAGAAUGCUCAAAACAAUGUUAAUUGUCUUGGACAAAGCAAAAGAGCACCACUUGAUCAGAAUAGUCCAAGUGGAGCUGUGCAGAAAGAACUUGUUUGUCUGUCUGGUAUUCAGGAAGAAAUUCCAGAAGCAGUCGUUGAUGCAGAAAGCGACAAAGCAACUGCAGGUAAUUCUGAAGUAGAAACUGCAUCUGUGUUAGGAGAAGACUUAUUGAUGCUCUACAAGAAGUGCUGUUGUCCAGAUAUUAAUAUUUGCGUAGAAGGCAAAGAUUUUCAAGCUCACAGGUACAUAAGUAUUUACAGUACAAAGUUUUUCCAUCAAUAACCGUCUGGUAUAAGAUGCUGCUGUUACUGUGCAUCCAUAGAAGUUACUGCUGGUGCUAUUCCCUAGCUGUGAGCCCUUACAGCUUUUAUUUCUUAUGUGCAGAGUGGCUGUACUUUGAUACUAAUGAAUACAAUUUAUCAUCAACAGCAACUACUUUGAAAAACAACUGCACUUUUAGCACUUCUAAGAUUGCCACUCACAUUGUA
This is a messenger RNA of Cyanistes caeruleus (blue tit), 621 nucleotides long. The record is from RefSeq and is a predicted model, not a curated record. NCBI's taxonomy places the organism in Eukaryota, Metazoa, Chordata, Aves, Passeriformes, Paridae.